Cucurbita pepo subsp. pepo (vegetable marrow) is the source of this 1281-nucleotide messenger RNA. The record is from RefSeq and is a predicted model, not a curated record. Lineage: Eukaryota; Viridiplantae; Streptophyta; Magnoliopsida; Cucurbitales; Cucurbitaceae.
AGCGGCGGAGGAAGAAUCGCCGCAGGAGAUUCAUAUUCCGGCCGAAAUCGAUUGGCAAAUGCUCGAUAAAUCCAAAUUCUUCUUUCUCGGUGCGGCGUUGUUUUCAGGUGUUUCUGCGUCUCUUUACCCUAUGGUAGUGUUGAAAACUCGACAACAGGUCGCUCAUUCGCAGCUUUCUUGCAUCAGAACCGCCUUCCACCUUGUCCGGCACGAAGGUUUCCGAGCUCUCUACCGUGGAUUCGGGACUUCUCUGAUGGGGACUAUCCCGGCUAGGGCUCUGUACAUGGGAGCUCUUGAGUUUACUAAGAGCUAUGUAGGGACUGCCACUGUUAGAGUCGGAUUUCCAGAGGCCACUGCCGCUACCAUUGCUAAUGCAGCUGCUGGAUUGAGUGCUGCAAUGGCUGCUCAGCUUGUGUGGACUCCUGUUGAUGUUGUGAGUCAGAGACUCAUGGUUCAAACUCAUUUCAACAAUCCUAAUCCUUCCUCGACUCGUUACAUCAAUGGAGUCGAUGCAUUCCGUAAGAUCCUCAAUGCCGAUGGUCUCCGAGGUCUCUACCGAGGUUUCGGGAUAUCGAUUUUGACAUACGCACCGUCGAAUGCAGUGUGGUGGGCUUCUUAUUAUGUAGCACAGCGGUUAGUAUGGGGUGGAAUUGGAUGCUAUUACUCAAAGAAGCUUGAUGAAGGCAAUGAAAAUGGAAGUUCAAACGUUUACAGACCGGAUUCCAAGACGGUGAUCGCAGUACAGGGCGCGAGCGCAGCAAUGGCAGGGAGUAUCUCGGCUCUGAUAACAAUGCCGCUCGAUACAAUCAAGACGAGAUUGCAAGUUUUGGAUGGGGAUGAGAAUGGUAGACGAGGGCCAACAAUUGGACAGACAUUGAGAAAUCUGGUGAGGGAAGGCGGGUGGACGGCGUGCUACCGAGGGUUGGCGCCGCGAUGCGCGUCGAUGUCGAUGUCUGCAACAACAAUGAUCACUACAUAUGAGUUCUUGAAACGGCUAUCAACCAAGAAUCGAGAGGGAUUAACAAGCUGAACAAACAAACAGCAGGAAGAUGAUGAUGAUGAUCAUGCAUUUUCUGGAACUGUUUCUGAUAAUUCUCCUUUUUGUUGAUGUAAUGCAAGGUAUGGCAAUGUUCAUAUAUAAAAUGUAUAGAAAUAAUUACUUGCUGUAAAAUUGGUAGCUUUUUUCUUCCAUUUUCCGCCACUAUGUAUAUGUUUUUAGAGUUUUUUUCAUGGAUUUUCAAAGGAAAAAUUGAAGAACUGGAGAUUAUCCAGAUGAAUUAA